This is a messenger RNA of Phytophthora infestans T30-4, 2061 nucleotides long. RefSeq lists its product as uncharacterized. The record is from RefSeq and is a predicted model, not a curated record. Lineage: Eukaryota; Oomycota; Peronosporomycetes; Peronosporales; Peronosporaceae. The coding region runs from base 1 to 2061 and encodes 686 amino acids. The transcript has 4 exons.
AUGAAGUUUAAGAGGGAUAUCUCAAGAGCAGAAAUCAACACGGAGACAAGAGUAGUCAAGGUGACCUUCAAAGGGAAGAACACUGCCAUGAAAUGGGUUGGAUGGGGCAUGCCGCUGGGGAUGAGAAUGCUCAAAUUGGUGGACUACGAGACGCAACGAGAGGAAGCCAAGGCGAAUAAUGCUCUGCUUCAUAUGGACUUCUAUCGAUUCACGAUUGCGGCAAAGAGGGGCUGCCCCACCUCCUCUGACCUGUAUUGGAUACUAAGCCAGAAAAUAGGGGUGCGAGUGCAAGCACUAGCGCACGUUGAAACGGGAGAUGGAAACGUGAAUGACAAGCAAUGGAAUGUCAGCAUCAAGGCGGAAGCGUGCCCAGCGAAUCUAAGGAGAGUAUCCAGCAUGGUGCGAGGAAAAGGAGGACGCGAAUACGGCAGCAACGAGCAUCCAACAACCAUCGAGCAAUUAUUAGCACAAGUCAAAGGACGUCAACUAUCGAGCACCUCCCAGAUUCUGAAGCAAGGCCGGGAGAAGCAGCAAGCGGCAGCAGACGGAAGUGAGAGGCCGAGUAUUCCCGAGGACUGGGAGCAGGCCAGGUGGGCAACGGCGGUCUCAAAAGAGCCGGAUAAUUUGGAAACAAGUAACACGGGGUACAGUGCAGUCAAGACAUCGGAGCGGACAGCAUCUAUAGAGGCACACAAGGAGACAGGAGUUAAUGCAGAAGGUGAUCAACCGACGCAGGACGGAGGCUUCGACUAUGAAGAAGAAGACUGGUACAUGAGUGAACGAGAUGAGGCCCCUGCGGAGCAAGACGCACGCCACAACCGGACAGACACUGGUGUAAACGAGGGAUGCCACAGGGCGGAGAAGGGGGAACAAGCAAGCCGACCCGAACAGGCACAAAUGCACGACCCACGCAGUGCCAAACGGAGGCCUGAGGCAGGUACUGCGGAGCACGAAGAGCACUCGCGGUCACUGUCGCCGAAAAGACAACUUUCCGAAAAUUGGAAGCUGGCCAGCGACAGUGACAGCAGCAGAAGCAGUAAAGCGUUAAAGAAGAACGCAGCAGAAGAACGAGGCACCAAGCACCAAGAGACGAAUAAACACGGAUCUGAUGACGCAGCGAACAUCCUGAAAAAAUACGUCAUCAACAGCAUGAUUGCGAACUUGGUGGACGAAGUAGAGGUGCACGAAGCAGAUUUUGAAGCAGCAGUGGAGGCAAUCAGGAAGGAUAUGACCAUGCAAGCUCCAAAGGCGGAGAAGCUGAAAGCGUUGGCCAACCACUACGAAGACCAACGCAACAGAUCAGCAAAAGCGUUCGUGCCCAUGAACUACUGGGUGAGACCCGAACACAUCAAAGCAAUGGCGAUGCACGCUAGGGAACUGGUAUAUGCGCUAGAUGUGAUGCAGGACGAGAACACCAGGCUGCAAGUUUAUGGCUACCACGACGUGGAGCUCCCAGACAAAACAAUGAUCGAAACCGGCAUGGUAGUGCCACUGCCCUCUCAAAUAGGAGCGGACCUACUGAGAGACCUCAUAGCAGCUGGCACGCUCCCUAUCAUCAUGAUACUCAGGUACAGCGGCACGGGGAACCACUACCAAGCGGUCACCUACGAGGCCACAAGAUACCAAGAAUACACGGAGCGAUGGAAGGAGCUCACGGAACGCCGCAACAACAUUAUCCAAAAAUAUGGAGGCAGAGGGCUAGAUCCAGAGCCUUACGAUUCAGAUAAGACCGCAAGAGCAGCUGCCAGGGAAUUAAAAGCUAUCAGAAGAGAAGCGAAGAAAUUGGAGACAGAAACACGGGACGUACAGGGGGACGAGCAGGAAAUGAAACGAGGAAGCGAGCCAGCGCAGGCAGAGGGAGACAAGGAAGGACAGUCCAGCAACAACUACUUUUCUGACGAAAAGACCCAGUCGGAGCCGACAAAAAUUACCGCGACGGAAGACAGGAAACUGGACGGGGGUGCAAGUUACGGAGCAGGAACGGAUGGAGCCAAUAGCGGAGGACCACAAGACUUUCGACAGACUCUUAACGAGACAACGGAGAACAUCGAGGAGACGUAA